Messenger RNA from Trichogramma pretiosum, 2191 nucleotides. Its product is annotated as zinc finger protein OZF-like. The transcript is spliced from 7 exons. Gene Ontology annotation, molecular function: DNA-binding transcription factor activity, RNA polymerase II-specific; RNA polymerase II cis-regulatory region sequence-specific DNA binding. Gene Ontology annotation, cellular component: nucleus. Bases 146 to 1825 code for a protein of 559 amino acids. Gene Ontology annotation, biological process: regulation of transcription by RNA polymerase II. Lineage: Eukaryota; Metazoa; Arthropoda; Insecta; Hymenoptera; Trichogrammatidae. The record is from RefSeq and is a predicted model, not a curated record.
UGUUUACGCUCAGUCGCUAUUAAUCAUUUCCUGCUGUGUUUACAAUAAUAUCCGUUCAAGUUUAUUGGUGAAAAUAAGAUUAGGUGUUGGCUACUCGAGGCAUCUAAUUUUGAAUAAUUUAAGGAUAAAUCAUUCUAACAAAGCAAUGGAAAGCAGGAAGGAUUUAGUUAGUGUUGAAGGGGAGCCUCGCGACAAUUGGGAAGAUGUAGCCAACGAGAGUGUUGAUCCGGGGUUCUUGGUGAAAACUGAAAUCUCUGAAGAAUCAUCGACGAAUGAGUCAUCAGAUGAAAUUUCGAUCGAAUUGGAGACCGAAAAUGUAAAACUUGAACCUAAGCCCUCAUUGACGACCAUCUGCCAAGCUACUGUAAAGGAGGAAAAUCCGGGGUUCUCGGUGAAAACUGAAAACUCUGAAGAAUCAUCGUCGAAUGAGUCAUCGGAUGAAAUUUCCAUCGAAUUGGAGACCGAAAAUGUAAAACUUGAACAUAAGCCCUCAUCAACGAACAUCUGCCAAACUACUGUCAAGGAAGAAAAUCCGGGGUUCUCGGUGAAAUCUGAAAACUCUGAUGAAUCAUCGACGAGUGAAUCAUCGGCUAAUCCCACUAAUGACUCUAUGAUGAAAGAGGAGCCUCGUGACAAUUGCGAAGAUGUAGCCGACGUGAGUGUGGAUCCGGGGAUCUCGGUGAAAACUGAAAACUCUGAAGAAUCAUCUUCGAAUGAGUCAUCGGAUGAAAUUUCGAUCGAAUUGGAGACCGAAAAUGUAAAACUUGAACCUAAGCCCUCAUUGACGACCAUCGGCCAAACUACUAGAGAGAAAGAAAAUCCAACAAAUAACUUAAAUGGGACAAAACUCACAAUUUUAAUUAAAAAAGGAUUCAAUUACGAUAGUAAUUGUAAAUUUACCAGAGAAGAAGCGACUUCAACGAAACAAAUGAAAACGACACACAAGGGCAAUGGACCACACGAAUGUGAAAUUUGUCAUAAAUCGUUUAGAAAACCAAGUGUACUUAAAGCGCACGUGAAUCGAGUACAUGAUAAAAUCAAACCUUUCCAGUGUGAAAUUUGUCACAAAUCAUUUGGACGAAAAUAUGACCUCAAAAAUCACGUGAAUGCAGUACAUAAUCAGAGCAAACCCUUUGAGUGUAAUAUUUGUCAUGAAUCAUUUACACGAAAAGAUAAUCUCAAAAUUCACAUCAGUAUAGUCCAUGAACGCAGCAAACCUUUUGAGUGUCAGUUUUGUCACAAAGCAUUUGCACUAAAAAGUCGUUUAAAAAGACAUAUAAGUGCAGUACAUAAUCAGAGCAAACCCUUUGAGUGUGAGUUUUGUCGAAAAUCAUUUGGAGAAAAAAGUCAACUCACAGCCCAUAUUGAGUUAGUACACCUUCGUAGGAAACCCUUUGAGUGUGAGUUUUGUCGAAAAUCAUUUGGACGAAAAAGUUACCUCACAGUUCAUAUUAAGGAAGUACACCUUCGGAGUAAAUCCUUUGAGUGUGAUAUUUGUCAUGAAUCAUUUGCACGAAAAAGUGGUCUCAAAAAGCACGCAAGUAUAGUCCACGAACGCAACAAACCUUUUGAAUGUCAGUUUUGUCACAAAGCAUUUGGACUAAAAAGUGACCUUAAAAGACAUAUAAGUGUAGUACAUAAUCGGAGCAAACCUUUCGAGUGUGAGAUUUGUAAUAAAUCAUUUGGACAAAAAAGUCACCUCACAGCCCAUAUUGAGUUAGUACACCUUCGUAGGAAACCCUUUGAGUGUGAGAUUUGUAAUCACUCAUAUGGACGCAAUAGUUAUCUCAAGAAACACAUCAAAACAGUACAUCUUCGGAGUUAACCCUUUGAGUGUGAUAUUUGUCACUAAUCAUUUGGAUAUCCUAGUGUACUCAAAUCUCACGUAAAGUCAGCUCAUGGACAGAGAAAAUUUGAAUGUUAGACUUGUCACGAGUUAUUUAGUACCAAGAAUUGUUUCGAAAAUCACAUUAAUGCAGUACAUAAGGAAAACAAACCUUAGAAGUCUCCCAAAUUUGACGCAUGCAAAGAUUUAACAAUUGCAAAGGUUGAUAAAAAAGCUCUAUCUAAUAAUUUUACGAUUAUAUUAUACCUCUGUGUAGCGCAUUCUUUGUUAAUUGAAUGACUAAACAUUUUUGCUUCCUCAUUGAGGAAGCUUUUUUCAAUUAAACUCAAAAAACAAGUGCUUAUA